Molecule: messenger RNA, 5083 nt
Organism: Elgaria multicarinata webbii
Lineage: Eukaryota; Metazoa; Chordata; Lepidosauria; Squamata; Anguidae
Gene: EHMT1
Product: euchromatic histone lysine methyltransferase 1
Exons: 27
Coding region: 205-4059 (1284 amino acids)
Biological process (GO): negative regulation of transcription by RNA polymerase II; peptidyl-lysine dimethylation
Cellular component (GO): nucleus; chromatin
Molecular function (GO): histone H3K9 methyltransferase activity; zinc ion binding; p53 binding
Source: RefSeq, a predicted model, not a curated record
ACUUUGGAUCUCUCUGAGUCUAAAUGAUCUAAUUUUGACUUCCACGUCUUCUGCUCUUCAUAACGUUUUAUUCUUGUUACUCUUGUAGGGACCUGAAGUUUUCAAAAUGGACAGUUUCCUGCCAACAAGAGGGUACAGCCCGCGCUGGGCCUGACGCUAGUUUGCCAGACAGAUCCUAAGCAUGUUUACAUUUAACAAGCUGUGAUGAGUAAGGGAGACACCAGAAGAGAGCUCUGCAUGAAAACCGAACUCUUGAAAGAUAUCACCAACAACAAGGAGGAAGGAUUUAAUGCUAUGGCAGCACAUGAAAGUGCCAUAGAGAAGCAAGUUGGGGAACCCAGAAUGGCUCCGGAUAGUGAAACCAAUGGCUCCUUUGAUUGCAGUGAACCCAAGAGCCAUGCCAACGCAGCUAAGAACACUCAGGACAAUGCUAAAUUGAGCCAAGGGGACUCGAUGGCUAAGUUAAAUAGGAUCGCAGAAAACGGCAUUUCUGAGAGGGACGGCGACACUGGAAAGCAGAACCACAUAAAAGCAAACGAUUUCACACAGACUUCCGUCACGGGGAGCAAUGGAUACAUUUUACCGAAGCAGAUGGCCCAGGAGCUGCCUGUAAGGACUACCAGCAGCGCUUUUGCUUCCCUCACUGGCCACGCGGCCAAAACACUCCCUGCAGGAGGAAGCAAAGGGAGAACGCUGGGCACCUUUUCCCAGGCGCAGGUCGCUGCAGCAACUAAACUCGGGGAGGGCGGUAAAGACGGUGAAGCUAAGAAAUCAGCCGCGGCACAUGCCAACAUCAAGGUCCACCGAGCUCGCAAGACGAUGCCCAAGUCUCCCUCGAGCCUGCAUACAACUAAAGACCCCAAAGAAGCAAAGGCACCUAAGGAAGAUGGCAGCAAAGGUUUUUCGGAAUUUGGAAGGCCCCCGUCCUCACUCCCUGUCCCUGGCCUUCAUUCAUCUCUACCUCAGAACCAGAGCUAUGUGGCCGCCUCAAAAUCACAGACAGCUGCUUCAGUGUCUCGGAAGAAAAAACGAAGAAUGGGAACGUACAGCCUGGUACCCAAGAAAAAGACCAAAGUUUUGAAGCAGAGGACUGUGAUUGAGAUGUUCAAGACCAUCAGUCAUUCCUCUUCAGGUGGCAAGUGCAUUCAGGGCGAAAAGGGUGAUGCCAGCCCUCACGUGAACGGGGAAAGAUUAGAGAUGGAUUCCGAAGACGAGGACUCCGACGACCUGGAAGAAGAAGAUGAGCAGUCCACUGCCUUUCCCGCAGAGGACCACAGAACCGCUAAGGAGGAGAUUGCUGAUGCCAACGAUGUCAGAAAGAUCAUUGACGGGGAGUCUGAGGAUGAACAAGACUCUGGAGAGUCCGCGGAAGAAGAAGAGGACGGUGAUGAGUCCGACUUGAGUUCAGAAUCCAGCCUCAAGAAGAAGAUCAUGAAGAGGAAAGGGAAGACAGACAGCCCCUGGUUGAAACCCACCCGGAAGAGGCGGCGGAGGAGUAAAAAGAAACAAGCCAGUGCAUUAGGUUCUGAAGCCUAUAAGCAACCUUUGGGCAGUGGAGAAGGAGCCAGGCAGGAGAAUAGCAUGGAAUACAUGGAAGUCUCUCUGGAUUCCUUGGAUCUUCGAGUGAAGGGAAUUCUAUCUUCGCAAUCAGAAGGUCUUUCCAAUGGCCCUGGAGCAAUGGAAGAAGCAGACAGCCUUCAGGAAGUGCCUCUCUGCAGCUGUCGGAUGGAAACGCCCAAAAGCCGAGAGAUCACUACGUUAGCCAACAACCAAUGCAUGGCAACAGAGAGCGUGGACAAGGAGCUGAGCCGAUGCACAAACCGUGUACUGAAGUACGAGCUGAUGCGUCCAUCUAACAAAGUCCAGCUUUUGGUGCUGUGUGAGGACCACAGAGGGAGGAUGGUGAAACAUCAAUGCUGCCCAGGCUGUGGCUUCUUUUGCGCAGCGGGCACGUUUAUGGAGUGCCAGCCGGAAAGUAGCAUCUCGCACCGGUUCCACCAGGACUGUGCUUCCCAAGUCAAAGGCACGAGCUACUGCCCACACUGCGGGGAGGAGGCCUCCAAGGCCAAAGAAGUGACUGUAGCAAAGGCCGACACGACCUCCACGCUUUCGUUGACCUUCGAGCAGAAGAAGCUGGGCGCCUUGGAAGGAAGGGCAGACACGACAACAGGAAGUGGGACUGGAACACAGCCGUCUGAAGAAGGCAGAUCUGAGAGUUCUUCUGCGGAGGGGUUUGACUUAGCUGGGACAUCUGCCUUUCCGAAACCUGCCCCAACUGGUUUGUCUCAGGGACCAGUUAAAGAAACCUUGGAAAGCGCCUUGAUUGCCCUGGAUUCAGAAAAACCCAAGAAGUUACGGUUUCACUCCAAGCAGCUGUACUUCUCUGCAAGGCAAGGGGAGCUCCAGAAAGUCCUUCUUAUGUUGGUGGAUGGGAUUGAUCCCAACUUCAAAACAGAGCACCAGAGUAAGAGAACCCCACUUCAUGCAGCAGCAGAAUUGGGACAUGUUGACAUUUGCCACAUGCUGAUUCAGGCUGGUGCGAAUAUAGACAACUGCUCUCAGGACCAGAGAACCCCCCUUAUGGAAGCAGCGGAGAAUAACCAUCUGGAGACUGUGAAAUACCUUAUCAAGGCUGGAGCGUUAGUAGAUCCCAAGGAUGCGGAAGGGUCGACGUGUUUGCACCUGGCAGCAAAGAAGGGCCAUUAUGAGGUGGUGCAGUAUCUCCUGUCCAAUGAGCAGAUGGAUGUCAACUGCCAGGACGACGGAGGCUGGACACCAAUGAUAUGGGCUACUGAGUACAAGCACGUUGAACUGGUGAAGCUGCUGUUGGCCAAAGGGUCUGACAUCAACAUCCGGGACAACGAGGAGAACAUUUGUUUACACUGGGCUGCUUUUUCGGGGUGCGUCGACAUCGCGGAGAUUUUGCUAGCGGCGAAGUGCGACCUGCACGCGGUGAACAUUCACGGAGAUUCCCCCUUGCACAUUGCAGCUCGAGAGAACCGCUAUGAAUGUGUGGUCCUCUUUCUCUCCCGAGGCUCAGAUGUCACCUUGAAGAACAAGGAGGGAGAGACUCCCCUGCAAUGUUCCAGUCUCAACUCUCAAGUCUGGGUUGCUCUGCAAAUGAACAAGACCCUCAAAGAGUCGACUCCCGACAAACCUGUCCACGCGGAGAAGAUCCUGAGCAGAGAUAUCGCCCGGGGUUAUGAACGGAUCCCAAUUCCAUGCCUCAAUUCCGUAGACAACGAGCCCUGCCCGAGCAACUACAAAUACGUGUCCCAGAACUGCGUGACUUCCCCUAUGAACAUCGACAGAAACAUCACUCAUUUGCAGUACUGUGUGUGCAUCGACGACUGCUCCUCCAGCAAGUGCAUGUGCGGACAGCUGAGUAUGCGCUGCUGGUAUGACAGGGACGGACGGCUUCUGCCAGAAUUCAACACGGCUGAGCCCCCUUUGAUCUUUGAGUGUAACCACGCCUGCUCAUGUUGGAGGACUUGCCGGAACCGUGUGGUGCAGAAUGGGCUCCGGGCUCGGUUACAGCUUUUUCGCACACGGAAGAUGGGCUGGGGCGUGCGGACGAUGCAAGACAUCCCGUUGGGAACCUUCGUUUGCGAGUAUGUUGGAGAGUUGAUCUCUGAUUCGGAGGCAAAUGUACGUGAAGAAGACUGCUAUCUUUUUGACCUUGGCAACAAGGACAGAGAUGUGUACUGCAUAGACGCCCGCUUCUACGGCAACAUCAGCCGCUUCAUCAACCAUUUCUGUGAGCCGAAUCUCAUCGCCGUACGAGUGUUCAUGUCCCACCAGGACCUCCGCUUCCCCAGAAUUGCCUUCUUCAGCAGCAGGCACAUCCAAGCAGGGGAAGAGAUCGGGUUUGACUACGGCGAGAGGUUCUGGGACAUCAAGGGCAAGUACUUCAGCUGCCUCUGCAGCUCCUCCAAGUGCAGGCACUCUAGCGCAGCCCUGGCUCAACGGCAGGCCACCACGUCGCCAUCCCAGGAGGCCCCGGAGAGCAGACUCCCCGACACGAGCUCUGCAGCGGCGGUGGCCGUCACCCCCUUUUGAGGGCGUCCUCGGCUUCCCUUCACGCCCCCUCCCUCCUUCGGAAUCCACAGAUUUUGUUUUCUCUUUUCAAGAAAGGAAACCCACCAGCUUCGCGGCACCCUGGCCUGCGGGGGCGGCCGUGCCCGUUACUGGAAGAAUGAACGGAAAACUCGCGUCGUCUUGUCACCCCCAGCCCAGCCGGUCACCACACGCGCAACCUACCAGGACGCAGCCGGCCCCACAGCACAAGUUCAGGGGGCCCCCCCUUGCUCCUGUCGUUCCCCGCUAAAUGACCCCUACGGCCUCUCUGAACCGGAUACGUGUUCUCUGAGCCAAGGGCAAGGGGUGUUUCUCCCAAACACACACCCCUGUUUGGAAGGAUGGAAAUUGAACGGAGGGCUCACGUCACGUCUCUCUACUUCAGUCGUAACUCUGGAUGAAGCCCGUUGGUUCUCAAGGCCAAAAGCCCUUUUGGCACAGGCUUGACUUGCAACUGGAUCCCUAUUUUCCUUUUUCUUCCUUGCUCGAAACGGGGUCGUCUUUCGAGCAGGGGCCCGCUAGAGACUUAAUCCAGUGAGUUGCUACUUCCUUCCCCGCCUCUUAAUUUGUCCAAGCCUGGCAAGAUGUGCUGCCAAGUCCUAUCAGGACUUCUCCGUUACAGACUGGCUCGUGGGCACGUUUCCCCCCCCUCCCCCUAAUGUUUUUGCCCCCCCCCCCCACCUGUGGAUAUAUUUCCCUCUUCCAUCAUGCUAGGAACCUAAUAGGAACACGUCUUACAUGACACUAACUCCUAAAAAGAAAGCAAAGAGGCUUUGAGUUGCUGUUUUUCAUUCAGAAAACUGGCGUUUAUAGAGACCCUGUUCUGGGCAUUUCUUAAGCAGACACUCAAAAUUGAGAACAUGGUGUGAAGAGAAGUGCCAUCUCCACUUUCCAGGUCUGUUCCUUUCCUCCCUCCUUUUAAGCUCUGCGUUACGAGGUUGAAGUUGGAUUGAACUGAUCAUUACUUUAUACCGUCGGGGGCUGAACACGAAAGCCCCCCACCCCA